AUGGACACUAGACUAUCUCCACUGAUUCACUGGCCUGAACGUGCAGAACUCUGGAGUACCAUGCCAGAGUGUUUUCAGUACUCCUUUGGGAAGAGAAUUACAGUCAUAAUUGACUGUUUUGAGAUUUUCAUUGAAAAACCUUCUAAUCUGUUGGCUCGAUCAGAAACCUCUUCAUCUUACAAGCACCAUAACACCAUUAAAGUCCUCAUUGGUAUCACCCCUCAAGGCACCAUCUCUUUGUGUCCAAUGCUUGGGGUGGUAGAACAUCUGACAAGUUUCUUACUGAAAAUUGUGGUAUCCUGGACAAGCUGGUACCUGGUGACAUGGUCAUGGCAGACAGAGGAUUUACAAUACAUGAGAGUGUGGCCUUCAGAAGAUCAGAGCUGGUGAUUCCUGCUUUUACCAAAGGAAAAAAACAACUUGAUCCUCUAGAUGUAGAGAAGACCAGAAAUAUUUCUAAAGUUAGAAUCCAUGUUGAAAGGGUUAUUGGUCUCUUACGAAGGAAAUAA
Molecule: messenger RNA, 509 nt
Organism: Pocillopora meandrina
Lineage: Eukaryota; Metazoa; Cnidaria; Anthozoa; Scleractinia; Pocilloporidae
Source: the annotation of a GenBank genome assembly